Candidozyma duobushaemuli is the source of this 1080-nucleotide messenger RNA. RefSeq lists its product as uncharacterized. The transcript has a single exon. The coding region runs from base 1 to 1080 and encodes 359 amino acids. Gene Ontology annotation, biological process: regulation of transcription by RNA polymerase II. Gene Ontology annotation, molecular function: RNA polymerase II cis-regulatory region sequence-specific DNA binding; DNA-binding transcription factor activity, RNA polymerase II-specific. Lineage: Eukaryota; Fungi; Ascomycota; Pichiomycetes; Serinales; Metschnikowiaceae. The record is from RefSeq and is a predicted model, not a curated record.
AUGGAACCACUCCUCGACGAAAUGCCCUAUCCCAGUCGCCUGGGGCAUGACCGCCCGGCCGUCUACCAAAACUACCGUAAUCCGGAAUCCUCCUCCCACACCUUGAAUCCCACUUUGAACAGCCAGGUGGCGGAUCUGGGGCCUUCUCAGUUGCAUCCGGGCAAUUUGCCCCACAUGGCGCCCGGUGUGCUCCACAAUCCGCCGCCAGGCAGCCUUGAAGGCUCGCUGACGCCGACGCUGGCGUCCAACUUGCCCAACAACACAAAUAACAUGCCCAAUGCCUUGGGCCAAUCCAGCAUGGGUGCUGCCGAAAUGGCCCCCAACAACAAUAACAACAACAAUAACAGUAACGCCCUUGCACUGGCGGCCAAUUCCACUUCCCAAAACAACAAUAGUACGCCGUCCAACCCGCCCGCGUCGCAGGCUCCUCCGUCGAGCUCCUCCAGCGGCAUCAAUAGCUCCAAUAGCAUGCCGCUACCGGCCAACCCGACCAACCCCAUUGGCCUCCAGAGCCUCCCGGGCCCGGUUCCGGGCGCUCUUCCCAACCCCAGUGUGCCCCAGAUGGGCUACUACGAAGAAGGCGCUUUUCCCGCUGUCUACGAGCCCCAGCCGCUCUACAGACCCUACGAGUACUACCACAACGGGCCGCAGGCGGCCGGCUCUUCGUCUGUUUCGGGGCCUCUGCUGUUCCACAAUUCGUCGCUGGUGCUCCUGGCGACGCUGCAGCCUUCGUCCAGUUCGUCAUACAUUAAGAAUGAAAUGUACAUGCCGCAGAAUUACCAGGGCCAGCAGCUGCCGGGCUACAAUUACCAGCAGUACCCGUACCGCCAGAGCUCGUCUUUCAGUGGAUACUCCAACACGGCGCCGCCUGAAACGGGUCGCAACCGGUGUCCCGUGUGCCACAAGGUGUUCAAGAGGCCGUCGUCGUUGCAGAUACACUUUUACAUACACACGGGCGUGAAAAUGUUCAAAUGCGAGUGGGAGGGCUGUGGCCGCAUGUUCAAUGUCAAGUCGAACAUGAAGCGCCACUACCGCUUGCACUUGAAGAAGGAGGAGGAGAAGCGCCUCGCUGAACAGUAG